AUGCGGCCCUUCCACAGCCUUGCCAGGCGAAUAGCUCCAAGCGCAAGACGGUUCAUACAAAGACUUGAUAAAAACUAUCAGCCGGUGCAAUAUUGUUCGCAAUUGACCAAACCUCGCCUAAUCUCUACAUCAUCCGACCGCCCUUCCCAACCCCAUGGAAUCCCCCAAACCCGCUUGGACUCCAAAUCGCAUCCACUAGGAUGGCAAACUAUCCAAGCGCAAGUCGAGCCCUACUUUGCAAAAAAUUGGAAAUUCUCCAGCGAAAAGGCAAAGCAAGGGUUCCUCGCGGUUGGAUUUUCACAAGCGUUUAGUCAGUUUUUCCCACUUACGCUGAAUGAACGGGUGGAGGGAACUUGUAAGAUGCAUUAUCUGGCAUUGCUGAUUGAUGAUCAACUGGAGAAGAUGAGUCUAUCGGAUAUGUUGUCUUACCGCGAGCGAGUCAUCCGCAUUGCGCAUGGUGAAGAAUCACCAGAUCGGGACAUUUGUAUCGAGUGGAUGCUGUCAGAUACGCUCCAAUUCAUCCGAAAUACCGACGAGAUUCUCGCGAAUGAUUUCAUCAAGGGGUUCUGCACGUUACUGCGGGCACAGACAGCCGAGGAACGUUUGACUGUAGCACAUUUGGGGCCCUACCUCACAGCUCGUGAGGUAGACGUGGGCAGAACAUUCUACGCCGCGCUCAUCCGAUACGGUGCAAAGCUUCAUCUCAGUUCGGCCGAACUGGCACAGACGACUGCGCUGGAAAGUUACGCAUUCCGAUUCAUGGGUGUGCUGAAUGAUAUUUACAGCUGGGACCGCGAAUGGAAAGUCUACCAAGAGGAUCCCACGGACGGCACUCGGCCUUUCUCGGCUGUUUACAUUUUAGCCCAAGAGACGGGGUUGUCAUUCGAGGCUUGUAAGAGAUUGCUCUACUCUUAUUGCCGAGAGCUAGAGCUUCUUCUCAAGCAGUCUGGCGAGGAGAUUAAACGACAGAAUGGCGACACGCUGAGACCCGAUAUGGCCAAGUACAUCAAAGGCCUGGAGUACCUAAUGAGCGGUAUCGAACAAUGGAGUCAAUGGACACCACGCUACAAAUGA
This is a messenger RNA of Penicillium cataractarum, 1074 nucleotides long. RefSeq lists its product as uncharacterized. The transcript is spliced from 3 exons. The coding region runs from base 1 to 1074 and encodes 357 amino acids. Lineage: Eukaryota; Fungi; Ascomycota; Eurotiomycetes; Eurotiales; Aspergillaceae. The record is from RefSeq and is a predicted model, not a curated record.